Messenger RNA from Neocloeon triangulifer, 2129 nucleotides. Its product is annotated as cytochrome P450 307a1-like. Lineage: Eukaryota; Metazoa; Arthropoda; Insecta; Ephemeroptera; Baetidae. Gene Ontology annotation, molecular function: monooxygenase activity; heme binding; oxidoreductase activity, acting on paired donors, with incorporation or reduction of molecular oxygen. The transcript has 3 exons. Bases 35 to 1564 code for a protein of 509 amino acids. The record is from RefSeq and is a predicted model, not a curated record.
AUCACUCACUCGAUCCCUCUCUCACACACCCACAAUGAUCCAGCUGAGCAUCGUUUCCUACACCCUUUUGGCCGCUCUGGCCGCCCUGGUGGUCGCCCUGGCCAUCGACGUCUUCCGGCGCCGCCGCCUCCAAACCAAACAAGCCCUCCUCAUCGGGCAAGAUGAGCUGCCGGAGGCGCCGGGACCGCGCUCGUGGCCCCUCAUCGGCUCCAUGCACCUUCUGGGAGGGUACGAGGUGCCGUACGCCGCUUUCACCGACCUGGCCAAGAGGUACGGGCCCGUCAUCAACCUGCACCUGGGCAACCAGAAGUGCCUGGUGGUCAACGGCCUCAACAACAUCAAGGAGGUGCUCAUCGCAAAGGGCGCCCACUUCGACGGCAGGCCCAACUUCGCCAGGUUCCACCAGCUCUUCUGCGGCGACAAAGAGAACUCUCUGGCUUUCUGUGACUGGUCCGAACUGCAAAAGACGCGCCGAGAGAUGCUGCGCGCCCACACCUUUCCGCAGUCCUUUUCUGCCAGGUUCUCGCACCUGGACAGUUUCGUGGCUGAGGAGAUGCACGACCUGACGGCCCGUUUGGACGCGACCGCCGGCGCCUCCACGGCCAUCAAGCCUGAGCUGAUCCACGCGUGCGCCAACAUCUUCAGCGCCUACUUUUGUUCCAAGAAGUUCGACCGUCACGACGCGGCGUUCAACCACACCCUGGACAUCUUCGACUCGAUCUUCUACGAGGUCAACCAGGGUUGCGCCGCCGAUUUCCUGCCCUGGCUGCUGCCCUUCCACAGCAAGCAGAUGGCCCAGAUGAAGCAGUGGAGCCACGAAAUCCGGCAGUUCAUGGAGACCCACAUCAUCAACGACCGACUGACCAGAAGGCGUCAGGGUCUGGUGUCUCAGGAAGAGUCAGGGGACUACAUCGAAGCCCUUCUUGAGCACGUUGAGAGCCAGCAGAAGGAGAAACUGCUGACCCUGGACUCGGCCAUGUUCGCUCUGGAGGACAUCGUCGGAGGUCACUCGGCUGUGGCCAACCUGCUGGUCAAGGCCCUGGGCUUCGUGGCUUCCAGACCUGAGGUGCAAGAAAGAGUCAAGGCUGAGGCUGACCUGGUCACUGGCAACGGAGCUCGACCUUUGACUCUUCAGGACCGACCUGUCAUGCCCUACACUGACGCAGUCAUCCUGGAGGCCAUCAGGAUGAUUUCCUCUCCGAUUGUCCCACAUGUUGCCAACCAGGACAGUUCUAUUGCAGGAUACAAAAUCGAGAAAGACACCCUGAUCUUCCUCAACAACCACGAACUGAACACCAGUGACAAGCUCUGGGACGAGCCGUCGAAAUUCAAGCCCGAGCGGUUCCUCUCCACAGGGCGUCUCAUCAAACCCGAGCACUUUCUGCCCUUCGGCGUCGGCAGGCGUUCCUGCAUGGGCUACAAAAUGGUCCAAUUCCUCUCCUUCUCCAUUCUGGGCACCCUUCUGCAGAAAUACCGCCUGGAGCCCGAGCAGGACUACAAAGUGCCCGUCGGCGACCUUGCCCUGCCCAAGGACACUUUCAAAUUCAAAUUCAUCGCUCACUAAUGGGCGCGAAUUUCAACCCAUGUAUUUUUGUAACCAAUGUGAUAAAAUAUCGAACUGCUGGAAAGUUUUCAGACUCGCGUCCCCACUCAAAGAAGCAUAGACUGCCCCUCAUUAUGUACCAUAAAUAUCAGACUGCCACACACUGCUGCACAUAUCAUAUAUUUAUUGUGAAAUUUAAGCGUUACUGCUUUAAAGUACUGAAAAAGGUCUCAAUAUUGCUUUGUCAGCCAAAUAAUUAUUACUUGCAAGCGACUCUGCUGAGGGAUCAACAGCGAUUAUUGUUUAAAUGUGUACCUAAUUAUAUAUAAAUAUUUUAAUUAUUCUCAACUAUAUUAUAUUGUAAAUUAUCUUUUUUACUGUAAAUUUAAUGUUCGACUGUGUAAAGUUACCACCCAGAUAAAAGAAACAUUUUUCAAGACAUAAUUCUAUAUGAAAGUGUUUAUUAUACUUGAAUUGCAACGUGCAUAUUUUGUUCAUGUUAAACUAUAACCAUCGUUUUGCAAAUACAAAAGAAAAUGACGUAUAAAUAAAACUGUCCAAAAUGGAAUUGUAAUAAUUGCUUUUC